AUGGAUAACCAAAUAUGUUCGAGGUUUAAUACAUUGAGAACAUUUUUACCAGAUGACUUAAACAACUCUACAAGUAAAGAUAUUAAUAAAUUAGGGAAUGCUAAGAAUUAUUGUCCUAAAGAUGGUUCAGAAAAUAAAUGUGAAACUGAGGCUGAUAAAAUAAAUGCUGGAUUUCUAUGGUUGUUCGAGCAAAAUAUUAUUAAUAGGAUUAGUGAUUUUAGUGGUUCUAGUGAUGAGAAACAUAAAAUGUUUAUUAUAUACAUUAUGUUAUGGUUAAAUUAUAUGUUAAGCCUAAAGAAAGAUAACAAAAUCAAAAACAUAAAUGAUUUUUAUGAAGUGCAUAUAAAGGAUAAUACGCAUUAUACUAAAUGUACUAAAAAUGAUAAAAAUUGUAGUGAUUCAUUAAAAGAUAAAACGGGAUAUAAUAAUUUUAAGGAGUUCAUAGAAGCAAACAAAUGUUUGAUGAAUAAUGGUAUUGAUAAUGUGUCUAAUUUGUAUGCUGGAUUUAAAUCAUUAUGUAACAUGUAUUCUGAAAUUGAUGCAAACGAUAGAACAAGUAAAAAUUAUUUAGUAAAAGCUAAUGAAUUUGUUAAAAAAUAUGAUGAACUUAACAAACAUCCUAAUAUUACUAAAGAUAGUCCUUAUUAUCAAGUAUUGUCUACAUUAUCAGAUGAUUAUAAUAAUUUUAAAACUUAUUGUAAAAAUAAUAAAAAUGAUUGUAGCGAUAUUCAACCCCUUUCACCGAUAAACAUAAAAGAAAAUAGUUUACAAGAUUCUGGACAUGAUCAAGUACAAAAUUCUGGAGCUACAUCAUCAAGUCUGUCGAUAACAAACAAAUUAAUUCCAGUUUUAUCGAUAAUUGGUGUAAUAGGAUUUCUUUUAGGAAUUUCUUAUAAGUAUUCAUUAUUUGGAUUUCGGAAACGAUCUCAAAAACAACAAAUAAGAGAAAAGCUAAAAAAAUAA
Molecule: messenger RNA, 963 nt
Organism: Plasmodium yoelii
Lineage: Eukaryota; Apicomplexa; Aconoidasida; Haemosporida; Plasmodiidae
Exons: 3
Coding region: 1-963 (320 amino acids)
Source: RefSeq, a predicted model, not a curated record